Letharia columbiana is the source of this 1668-nucleotide messenger RNA. RefSeq lists its product as uncharacterized. Gene Ontology annotation, cellular component: cytoplasm. NCBI's taxonomy places the organism in Eukaryota, Fungi, Ascomycota, Lecanoromycetes, Lecanorales, Parmeliaceae. Bases 1 to 1668 code for a protein of 555 amino acids. The record is from RefSeq and is a predicted model, not a curated record. Gene Ontology annotation, biological process: N-terminal peptidyl-glycine N-myristoylation. Gene Ontology annotation, molecular function: glycylpeptide N-tetradecanoyltransferase activity. The transcript has 3 exons.
AUGGAGGAGUCAAAGAUUGUCGACUCCAAAGCCGACGAAGAAGCUGCGAAGGAUGUUAUCGACCAAUCUACCAACGUCACCGCCGACCAAGACAGCACUGAAGACGUCGAGUCUACAGACAACAAAGACACGGACGUGGUAGCUGCAGGCUCGGCAGCCAAGAAAAAGAAGUCAAAGAAAAUCAAAUUGAAACAGGCGUUAGGCGUAGGCAAGAAAAAUGAUGAAGAUGAAGAGGCAUCGGGGAGCUCUUCGAAUCCUGCGAGUAAGCUUACGAGCGGAAUGGUGGAACAGCUGCUGGAGAUGAACCCGUCGUUGAAGGGGGAGGUGGCUGGCAUGGACAAGGAAAAGGCUGCUGAGACUUUGAAGAAGCUAGAUGUGGCGGAUCUACUUACUGGAAUGUCUGUGAGUGGGAAGAAUCAGAAGGAUAUGGCCUCCUACAAGUUCUGGCAAACACAGCCCGUCCCUCGCUUCGACGAGGCACAAAAAGUGGAAGAGGGUCAGAUCAAGGACAUUGACCCAGAAAAGGUUCCCAAAGAACCACCGCCGAUGUUGGAGGGGUUCGAGUGGGUUACUAUGAAUCUCCUGGAUGAGAAAGAGCUGGAAGAGGUCUACGACCUUCUGACUGGGCACUACGUGGAGGAUGAUGAGGCCAUGUUUCGGUUCAACUACUCUUCCUCCUUUCUCAAUUGGGCCCUCAAGUCCCCCGGCUGGCGGAAAGAAUGGCACGUCGGUGUCCGCGCAACCAAGUCACGAAGACUCGUCGCUUUCAUAUCUGGGGUGCCAGUAUCUCUUCGUGUUCGAUCGAACGUCUUCAAAAGCACUGAAGUCAACUUUUUGUGUAUACACAAAAAGCUGCGCUCGAAACGCCUCGCCCCUGUCCUCAUUCAAGAGAUCACCAGAAGAAGCUACGUCCUAGGCAUCUUCCAAGGUCUCUACACUGGUGGAAUUGUUCUUCCCAAGCCUGUCAGCUCAUGUCGUUACUUUCAUCGAAGCCUCGAUUGGCUGAAACUUUAUGAAGUCGGCUUCUCUCCCCUACCCUCAAACUCAACGAAAGCUCGACAGAUCACGCGAUAUCAUCUACCCAGCUCAACAUCUACACCAGGAUUGCGGCCAAUGGAAAAGAAAGACGUUGGUGCCGUACUAGAUCUCCUUGAGAGAUACUUGAAACGCUUCGAUAUGGCACCUAUCUUCGACCGCGAAGAAGUCGAGCAUUGGCUGCUUCACGAUGACAGCGCUGCUGAGCAAGUCAUAUGGAGCUACGUCGUCGAAGAACCCAGCACACACAAGAUCACUGAUUUCUUCUCCUUUUACUGCCUUGAGUCUUCCGUCAUCGGUAAUCAAAAGCAUGAUAAUGUCAGGGCAGCAUAUUUAUUCUACUAUGCUACGGAGACGGCGUUUGCAAAGGAAGAAAAGGGUUUGAAGGAGAGGAUGACAAUGUUGAUGACUGACGCCCUGAUACUUGCAAAGAACUUCAAUUUUGAUGUCUUCAACGCCCUUACCCUUCUGGACAACCCACUGUUCCUAGAAUCGCUCAAGUUUGGAGCAGGAGAUGGCCAACUGCACUACUACCUGUACAACUACCGGACUGCACCUAUAUCGGGUGGUGUUGACACCAAGAACAACGUCGAUGCUUCCAGGAGAGGUGGAAUUGGUGUGGUGAUGCUUUAA